Messenger RNA from Zingiber officinale, 2557 nucleotides. RefSeq names its product transketolase, chloroplastic-like. Gene Ontology annotation, molecular function: transketolase activity. The transcript is spliced from 7 exons. Gene Ontology annotation, cellular component: cytosol. Bases 64 to 2307 code for a protein of 747 amino acids. The record is from RefSeq and is a predicted model, not a curated record. Lineage: Eukaryota; Viridiplantae; Streptophyta; Magnoliopsida; Zingiberales; Zingiberaceae. Gene Ontology annotation, biological process: pentose-phosphate shunt.
GUCGUCGUUCCACUCUAAUUAUUGUCAAAGAUUAUCGAAGAAUUCGUAGUCGGUGAGAUCAAUAUGGCAGCCGCCGCCUCCACAGUUGCCCCCGCCGCUGCCCAGCCCCUGGUCAGACUUUCCGUCUCCUCUCAUGGCUCCCGAUCCUCUGAUCGCCUCAUCCUGGGGGUCACUCUCAGCUCGCUUGCUAACCGCUCCCUUAGGUCAUCUCCGUCGACACUUCGUCUUCUCCGCUGCAGACAGUCGGUGCGUUCGAAUGGGGGCAUGGAUCCUCUCAGGGCUUCUGCAGUGGAGGCAUUCGAGACGGCCGCCUCGGAGACCCUGGUCGAGAAGUCUAUCAACACGAUCCGCUUCCUCGCCGUCGAUGCCGUCGAGAAGGCCAACUCGGGCCACCCAGGACUCCCCAUGGGGUGUGCUCCCAUGGGGCACAUCUUGUACGACGAGAUCAUGAAGUAUAACCCCAAGAACCCCUAUUGGUUCAACCGCGAUCGCUUCGUGCUUUCCGCCGGUCAUGGAUGCAUGCUCCACUAUGCCCUUCUUCAUCUCGCAGGCUACGACAGCGUCACGAUUGAAGACAUAAAGGAAUUCCGGCAGUGGGGAAGCAGAACUCCUGGUCAUCCUGAAAACUUUGAAACACCUGGAAUCGAAGUCACUACUGGCCCUCUAGGUCAAGGUAUUGCAAAUGCCAUCGGUUUGGCACUUGCUGAGAAACAUCUAGCUGCUCGUUUCAAUAAGCCUGACCGUGAGAUUGUUGACCAUUACACGUAUGUUAUUCUUGGGGAUGGAUGCCAAAUGGAAGGAAUUUCAAAUGAAGCUUGUUCUCUUGCUGGACAUUGGGGUCUUGGGAAACUUAUUGCAUUGUACGAUGACAACCACAUUUCAAUUGAUGGAAACACAAAUAUAGCUUUUACAGAAGAUGUAACUGCUCGUUUUGAGGCAUUGGGUUGGCAUACCAUUUGGGUCAAGACGGGUAAUACUGGCUAUGAUGAUAUUCGUGCUGCCAUCAAGGAAGCAAAGGCCGUCAAAGACAAACCAACACUCAUAAAGCUCACUACCACCAUAGGUUAUGGAUCACCAAACAAGGCAAAUACAUACAGCGUGCAUGGAAGUGCGUUAGGUUCUAAGGAGGUUGAUGCCACUAGACUAAACCUUGGAUGGGCACACGAGCCAUUCCAUGUACCUGAGGAUGUGAAGAAUCAUUGGAGCCGACAUGUUGUACAAGGUGCUGCUCUGGAAGCUGAAUGGAAUUCCAAGUUUGCAGAGUAUGAGAAAAAAUACAAGGAUGAAGCUGCUGAGCUGAAAAGUAUCAUGUCAGGGGAAUUGCCUAAUAGCUGGGAGAAAGCUCUUCCGACAUACACACCAGGAAGUCCUGCAGAUGCUACUAGAAAUCUUUCACAGCAUUGCCUGAAUGCACUUGCCAAAGUACUCCCAGGUCUUCUUGGUGGUAGUGCCGAUCUUGCAUCUUCUAAUAUGACAUUAUUGAAAAUGUUUGGAAACUUUCUGAAGGAAACUCCUGAGGAACGGAAUCUUCGGUUUGGUGUUAGAGAACAUGGGAUGGGUGCCAUCUGUAAUGGCAUUGCUCACCACAGCUUUGGCCUUAUCCCAUAUUGUGCCACUUUCUUUGUCUUCACUGACUACAUGAGAGCUGCCAUGAGGAUCUCAGCCUUGUCUGGAGGAGGAGUUAUUUAUGUCAUGACACACGAUUCCAUUGGACUUGGAGAAGAUGGACCUACCCAUCAGCCAAUUGAGCAUUUCUUAAGUUUUCGUGUCAUGCCAAACAUUCUGAUGCUUCGGCCAGCUGAUGGAAAUGAGACUGCUGGAGCAUACAAAGUUGCAGUGCUCAAUAGAAAGAGGCCAUCGGUCCUUGCUCUGUCCCGACAGAAGCUUCCUCAGCUUCCAGGAACCUCAGUUGAAGGAGUUGAGAAGGGGGGAUACAUUAUUUCAGAUAAUUCAUCCAGAAACAAUCCUGAUCUCAUUUUGAUAGGCACUGGUUCAGAACUGGAAAUAGCUGCCAAGGCUGCUGAGGAGCUAAGAAAGGAGGGGAAGACAGUUCGAGUAGUAUCUCUUGUUUCCUGGGAGCUUUUCGACGAGCAAUCAGAUGAAUACAAGGAGAGUGUCCUUCCUGCUGCUGUGACGGCUAGGAUUAGCAUUGAAGCAGGUGUCACUCUUGGGUGGGAAAAAUUUGUUGGAAGUAAGGGCAAGGCAAUCGGGAUUGACAGGUUUGGUGCGAGUGCUCCUGCUGGGAGAAUAUACAAGGAAUUUGGUAUAACUGCAGAAAACAUAAUCACAACAGCAAAAUCUCUCUGAUGUUGGAACAUCAAAUCUGUCUCUAUCUACUAAAAGAAGAGCUCCAAAUUCAGAACCUGUUUGGAAAAACUCUUGUUGAAGAGUUCUGCUUAGAGGGAUCGAAGACUGGCCUUUGAACCAAUAAUAAAGUGGCCUUGAGUUGUUUCCUAUAGUUUGUAAUGCAUUUAAUUACCUUGUGUUUCCAAUUCGCUAUAGUUUGUGAACCAAUAAUAAAGUAGUAUUUCAUGAAUGAAAUCGUUCAAUGGAUUAA